UAAAAUAAAAUAAAUCAGCAAGAUUGCGUUCGGAUAUUUUGUGGCUCCAUCGUGACGUCGCCCGUGGACACACACGCACGCGCGCCAACACACGGGCUGAAGGGGAUGCCCGCGUGACUGCAGGGAUGCAAAAGGAGGCGGAAAGAGGAUGAGGGGGUCGGACGUGCGCGCGUGGACCACCACAAACUCCCUCUAAGAUGAAAAUGGCAAAGAUCGGACAUAGUUUCCGAGGGCAGACUUCCGCCUCGCUGCUGUGCGUGUGUUCGAAACCCUCGAUGAUAUCCGGGUUCUGUUGACUUCGAGGUAAUUAAACCCCUCGAAUGAUCUGAUCUCAUCCGGGGCUGAUGUUUCCCUGACAGACGUAGGAUGUAAACGCGCGCACAUGUUCGAGUGCAUCACGGCGUCUCUCCGUCGCGCGUGAAACAACAAGGCAUCAUCAGCUGAUCGUGGAAUCUGCGGCCUGCUCUGUCAUUACCGCAAUGGCACCGCGGGAUGGAGGAGGCAGGACCAAGAGAUGGGAGCAGAUCAACCCAAAAGAGCAUCAGAAGCCUCAUAGUGUGGGACAGGCAUGAAGAGAUGACUGUUGUUGUAGAAACGCUAAAGCCAUCUGAGUGUGCUGGCCAAAACGUCAAAUGAGGUAUCACUGUUCAUGCUGCUGUCUGCAGUGUGUGUGAUCCUCAGUCUGGCCGGGUCAAUGCUCUCGUGUCAGAACGCACAGAUGGUCAAAUCUAUGCUCACUUGCCAGGUGGAGAACGGGCUGUGUGUGUGUUGUGCACCUACUCACUCGUGCUCCAUCACAGAGGAGGAGACUCUGGUCCUAUACCUGAAUGCUGACUGCCACUCAAUCAGACAUCAGCUGAAGGACCUGCUGUUCAGUGCAUGUGGCCUGAGCAUCCUCUCCACCAUCAUCUGUACUUUGUCCACUGUGACCUGCAGUAUCCACAUAUUCUCCUUGGAUCUUGUGCACUUGCUGGCCCCUCAUCGUUCUCGUUCUGUCAACCCCGAAUGCACCACGCCGCAGGACGCCUUCCUGACCAACAUCAUGGACUUUGAAGAGUUUGUUCCACCCAUUCCUCCUCCACCCUACUAUCCUCCAGAGUACACCUGCAGCUCCGAGACAGAUGCUCAGAGCAUCACCUAUAAUGGCUCCAUGGAGAGCCCUAUUCCUCUCUACCCCACUGACUGCCCGCCUCCUUAUGAAGUUGUGAUGGGACAAAGAGCCGCCAGCCAGGCCACAGUGUUUGACCCCUAUGGCACCGAGCUGUCUGGAGAAAGAGGAACUUCCACUGCCUUCAGUGGAGAAGUGUCCAUGGACAGCGGAUCUCUGUUAAUGUCAGAAAUUAUAGACAUCCCUGAUGACUCCUCCCCCUCUGAGGACUCCUGCUUGAUGGAGGUAGGAGGGAGAAACCAGGGGAGCAGGAGCAGCAGGACUGCUACUGAAGGAGGAGAAAGAGGCGCAGGAGGGGAGUGUAUUAGUUUCCGUGGUCCUGCCUCUCAGACAGCAGAAAGUCCUCUGGCAGGAGGACCCAGAGCCCGGCGCUUUCUCAGAGGAAGAGGAGAGAGGUCCAACUCCUGCUCCUCACCCAGUACAGCAACCGCCACAUACCGGUCUCCAGUAAUGUGCCGCCAGACAAUGCUGGCUCGUAGCUGUUCCCAGCUCGAGGCAAUAGGAGGUUCUGACUCUCAGCAACGCUGCUCUGUCCCAGAGAUUCAAGUUCGCUUCUCCGCGGCCUCAGAUCAAGUACCUGCAUCAGCCUCCUCUGCUGCCAGUGAGCACGCUGCUACAGGAAACGGGCUACCGCUCCCUCGCCAACCCCUCUACCUUCGCAGAAACCUAGGAAAGAAAGACACAGAAAAUAUGAAACAGGCUAACGAAAGCCUUCUACGCCUUGUGAGGUCUCACAGUGAACCAGGGCUUGGCUCCUCCACUGAUACAGUCAACUUUGGCUCUAGAAGCAGUAAGGAUGGUUCUCACAUGUCUACAGACACAGGGCCAUCCUCUGGAGCAUGUCUGUUGUCCCACACCUGCUUACCUCCUGCAGAAAUGUUACCCAGGAAGAGUGGCAUAAAAUCAGCAGCCAUAGAGGUACAGGUCCACUUCAAACCUCUGCCCACCUCACCAUUGUCUUUACCCAAAGACUACCAGCGUUCUUUAGGAGACCUCAAGGUGACUCGGGUUCUGAUGGCUCGCUUUUUGCAGCGGUCCAAACGUAACCUAGCACCCUCCUCUGAACAUGCUGGGAGUACAGUGCAAGGACCUAAGAGGAGGAGUGGAACUGAAGCUGCUGCCACCAACCACUUGACUUUGGAGCAAGUUUUCCUCAACCCCUGGAGCACCAGCCGAGGACACCCCAACCAUCAUCCACAUCACUCUCAUCGCCGUGGACAUCACCAUUCCCACAGUGACAGUCGACACAACCGGCAUCACAGCAGCUGUACGCCAGAGGGUAUCCACCUUCGCAGCUGUGGAGACUUAACCUCUUCCUCUUCUGCAUCUCUGCGUCGAUUAGUGACACCUCAUCCAUCACAUGGGUCAUCAGGAGCUCUCUGCUCAGAAUCUGCACUCUGAGGAGGGUUAGACGCUGAAUGAAAGAUGUAGGAAGAACAUAAGAGGCAUUGGGAUUGAGACAGGGAGACAAAACAGACUGAAAAUAAGAUGAAUCUACAGCAGGUGGAGACACUCAGUUCUAAAAUGUGAAAGUCUUCCCUCC
Molecule: messenger RNA, 2711 nt
Organism: Thalassophryne amazonica
Lineage: Eukaryota; Metazoa; Chordata; Actinopteri; Batrachoidiformes; Batrachoididae
Gene: entrep3
Product: family with sequence similarity 189 member B
Exons: 13
Coding region: 650-2569 (639 amino acids)
Cellular component (GO): membrane
Source: RefSeq, a predicted model, not a curated record